Molecule: messenger RNA, 848 nt
Organism: Solanum pennellii
Lineage: Eukaryota; Viridiplantae; Streptophyta; Magnoliopsida; Solanales; Solanaceae
Product: 40S ribosomal protein S14-2-like
Exons: 6
Coding region: 145-597 (150 amino acids)
Biological process (GO): translation; maturation of SSU-rRNA from tricistronic rRNA transcript (SSU-rRNA, 5.8S rRNA, LSU-rRNA); ribosomal small subunit assembly
Cellular component (GO): cytosolic small ribosomal subunit; ribosome
Molecular function (GO): structural constituent of ribosome; small ribosomal subunit rRNA binding; mRNA 5'-UTR binding
Source: RefSeq, a predicted model, not a curated record
UCGAUAUUAUCAGAAAAAAGCUCAUCCCCAAACCCUAAUAUAUAAACAGCGGCAGCCAUUGUUGUAAGCUUCCACUGCAAAUUAGGGUUUCUUCAAGCUGCUGAGUAUCUCUGAAUUUUCUCACCAUCAAGCUCAGCUGAAGCCAUGUCGAGGAGAAAGACCAGGGAGCCUAAGGAAGAGACUGUUACACUUGGACCAGCAACGAGGGAAGGUGAAUUGGUGUUCGGUGUUGCACACAUUUUUGCAUCGUUCAAUGAUACAUUCAUUCACGUUACUGAUUUGUCUGGAAGAGAAACUAUGGUUCGCAUUACUGGUGGAAUGAAGGUGAAGGCUGACAGAGAUGAGUCUUCUCCGUAUGCUGCUAUGCUUGCAGCUCAGGAUGUGUCACAGCGAUGCAAGGAACUUGGAAUUAAUGCUCUUCACAUUAAGCUCCGAGCUACAGGAGGCAACAAGACCAAGACUCCUGGUCCUGGUGCCCAGUCCGCUCUCAGAGCUUUGGCUCGUUCUGGCAUGAAAAUUGGACGUAUAGAGGAUGUUACUCCAAUUCCCACCGAUAGUACUCGCAGAAAGGGUGGUAGAAGGGGAAGGAGGCUGUGAAGACUCUUUCUUUUCUGCAGCAUGUUGCAAGUUGGACGAAAAUAUUGUUGUCGAAAAAUGCAGCUUUCGAUAUCUAUUUACAUUUGAUUUCUGAACACUUUGUAGUUGAGCACUUUUGGUUUCGAAACCACCUUCAUUUUGAGUUUUGCCAGCUUUUCGAGAUAGUUAAGUUCUCUUAAAUUUGGUUUAUGCAGGCUAAUUGUUGGAUAAAUUUAUACUCUUUUUAACUUCACAAUUCUGUUAGUUAUAAA